Molecule: messenger RNA, 1660 nt
Organism: Oppiella nova
Lineage: Eukaryota; Metazoa; Arthropoda; Arachnida; Sarcoptiformes; Oppiidae
Source: the annotation of a GenBank genome assembly
UCUCAACUCUCAGAGACUGUCAUUGAAGUGAAAGACAUUUGAUUUGGAUUUCAGACAAUGUUUGGUCUCAAAGCGAUUCCUCGCCUUCUGUUGCAAAGACGUGGCGCCCGAGUGGUGACGGCGUGUCGUGGUCUCAAUGUUCACGAACACGUGGCUAUGGAUGUGUUGCGGUCGGGGGGCGUGAAUGUGCCGCAGUUUGGAGUGGCGCGGACCGCCCAGGAGGCCAUGGAGGUCGCCCGCAAACUCUCCUCCAGUGACUACGUCGUGAAGGCGCAGGUGUUGGCCGGCGGCAGAGGUCGCGGACACUUCAGUUCGGGCCUCAAAGGCGGCGUCAAACUGGUCUACUCUAUCGAAGAGGUGCACGACAUCGCCCGUCAAAUGUUGGGCCACACUCUGGUGACGGCACAGACGGGAGAGAAGGGGAUCAAGUGCUCGGAAGUGAUGAUCGUCGAGAGAGUGUUUCCGCGACGCGAAUACUACUUCACGCUCAUGAUGGAGAGGGCCUUCAAUGGACCCGUGAUUAUCGCGUCAUCGCAGGGAGGAAUGGCCAUCGAGGACGUGGCCAGGGAUUCGCCCGAACUCAUCGUCACUCAGCCCAUCGACAUCGUGAAGGGCAUCGACCACGACAUCGCCUCUUCGGUGGUCAAGAAAUUGGGUUUCCAUCCGUCGAGUCACGAACAGGCCGUCGAUCUGAUCGUCAAACUGUACGAAGUGUUCAUCUCGAAGGACGCGCUCAUGAUUGAGAUCAACCCCAUGAUUGAGGACACGACGGGACAGGUGUUGUGUUUGGACGCCAAGUGUCGGUUCGACGACAACGCCGAGUUUCGACAGAAAGACAUCUUUGCGCGCAAAGACAUGACACAAGUGGACGAACGCGAGCUCACGGCCUCCAAGUAUAAUCUCAAUUACAUCCCUCUGGACGGCGACAUCGGGUGUCUGGUGAACGGCGCGGGACUCGCGAUGGCGACGAUGGAUAUAAUCAAACUGCACGGCGGAAAUCCGGCCAACUUUCUGGACGUGGGCGGCGGCGCCACCGCUCAACAGGUGACCGAAGCGUUUCGCUUGAUUUCCGCGGACUCCAAAGUGCAGGCGAUUUUGGUGAACAUUUUCGGCGGAAUCAUGCGAUGCGAUGUGAUUGCCGAAGGAGUGAUCGCCGCCGCCAAGACGUUGGCCCUCAAGAUCCCGAUUGUCAUCAGACUUCAAGGCACUCAAGUGGACGACGCGAAGACACUGAUAGCGGCCAGUGGUCUGCGGAUCCUCGCGUGCGACAACUUGGAAGAAGCGGCCAAAAUGGUGGUGAAGAUGUCUGCGAUCGUAGGUCUGGCCAGAUCUGCUUCGGUAGACGUGAACUUUGAGCUCCCGAUUUGAAUGCCUUGAUCUUUGAUACGAAUAGCGAUUUCUUAUGAAACGAAUCCAAAUAUUUUGUUGUCUUUUCUCUGUACAUAGAGAACACAAUUUAUUCACAAUUUGUUAAUUUAGUUCAUAACUAAUGACUAUUUAUUAUAUAAUUUUAAUGACAAAAGAGGAAUACAUUGUCAUCACGUAAUUGGUUCUCAAAAUAAUGUUAGCGAAGUGUCGGCUCAUUGGGCACUAUAUUAGUGUUGUUUUGAUUGCACUGAAACUCAAUCCAAAUUCAAAAAGUAUUUCGUUUAGUAAUGAA